CGCGGUGGCGGCCCCGCGGUGCGGCGCUCGGGGAGCCUCCCGUCGAGCCUGGAGCCGAGGGCCGCCGCCGACCUGCCGGCGUCGCGUCGCUCUCUCCCCGUUCGCUCUCCCGCGCCGCUGACUUGAAUUCUGACCCCAGGGCCCGCCGGGUGAGGUCGAGCCUCGUGACGCCACUGCCAGAGUUGGAAAGCGAAACCGUUCUUCUCUGCAAGCGGCACCGCCCGCGUCCGCCCCUCGGGCCGCCCGUAAGUUUCGAUUCUCGGUGGAGCAGAGUCCCGCGCGGCGACCAGAGCGGCGGCAGCCAUAGCGCGCCAUGGCCGACCCCGGAGUGUGCUGUUUCAUCACCAAGAUCCUGUGCGCCCACGGGGGCCGCAUGACCCUGGAGGAGCUGCUGGAGGAGAUCAGCCUCCCUGAGCCGCAACUCUGGGAGCUGCUGGAGACGGCGGGUCCCGAUCGCUUCGUGCUAUUGGAGACCGGAGGCCAGGCCGGGAUCACUCGGUCGGUGGUGGCCGCCACAAGAGCCCGCGUCUGCCGUCGCAAGUACUGCCAGAGCCCCUGCGACAGCCUGCACCUCUGCAAGCUCAACCUGCUGGGCCGAUGCCACUAUGCACAGUCCCAGAGGUACCUCUGCAAAUACUCUCACGAAGUUCUCUCGGAACAGAACUUCCAGGUCCUAAAGAACCAUGAGCUCUCUGGGCUUAACCAAGAGGAGCUGGCGGUUCUCCUGGUUCAGAACGACCCUUUCUUCAUGCCCGAGAUAUGCAAAAGUUACAAAGGAGAGGGCCGGAAACAGAUCUGCGGGCAGCCACAGCCGUGUGAGAGGCUCCACAUCUGUGAACACUUCACCCGGGGCAACUGCAGCUAUGCCAACUGCCUUAGGUCUCACAACCUGAUGGACAGAAAGGUGCUGGUCAUCAUGAGGGAGCACGGGCUGAGUCCCGACGUGGUCCAGAACAUCCAGGACAUCUGCAAUAACAAGCACAUGAGGAGGAACCCCUCCGGCAUGAGAGCUUCCCAUCCAUAUCGCAGAGGCGGGACACACAGAGAUAGAAGCAAAAGCAGAGACCGGUUCUUUAAGAACAGCCUAGAAUUACUCCCAACUGUCUCGCCAAUGGGAUCUGGUCCACCUAGCCCCGAUGUCACCAGCCGUAAGGAUUCCCUGGACGAUGUGUCUGCAGAUGUCACCCAGAAGUUCAAGAACCUAGGGACUCAUGACCAUGCACAGCUUUCCUCUGCCUCAUCUAAGGCUGCUGGUCUCCGAGGAUCCAGUCAAAGAGGAGCAAGCCAGGAGUUUUCAGAGAAUGGGGAUCCGGAUGGUUUAUUUUCUAGGAAUCGUUCUGAUUCAUCCUCAAGUCAGGCCUCCGCUGUCUUUCCUUUUGACGCUGCACAGACACUUGAAGCUGUGACUAUGAAAACGGGCAAGCUCUCUGGACACUACAAGAGUGAGGCUCCAGGCAUCCAGCACGUCCCUUUUUUUAAUAGUUAUGUUGAUGGGGUGACUAUGGAAGGAACAACCUCAGGAAUUCUUGGUAACAGGGCCACAGCCAAUGGUCUGGGAGAAAAGGCAUUACCUAGCAACCAUCAGAAGAGUGCAGCUAAGCCUCAGGAUCCCCAGACCACUGGCAGAAUCACCAACAGCAGCCAAGACAUGGCAUUCUCAGGUGGUAAAUACAGAGGAAGCACACUGUGGGCAAGUACAUCUACCCAUAAUGCACCAAAUCGCUCCAGUCAAAUCAUGGAUGAAACUCCUAAUGUCUCUAAAAGUGAUGCCGCUGGCUUGGGCAUAAAAGCAGCAGUCGCUGGGGUUCAGAAUCUGAGAAGCCAGGUCCUGUUUGAGGAGACCACUGCCCCUGUACAGGCCAGCAAGCUGUCUCAGUCGCCUCCACCUUCAUCAAGCCACAGAGUUGCAGCCUCAGGGACCCCUGGCAAGAACUCCGUGGGUGCCUCUGGGAGCCCAGCCAGUGAGCCUUCAAGGAUGACCUCAGACUCUGCUGAGUAUUCCCUGCGCUACAUCACAAGCCCUGUAUCUCCUAGGAUGGAUGAUCAUGGCCCAAAAGAAAUCUGUCUGGAUCAUCUGUAUAAGGGCUGUCUACGGGCCAGGUGCAACAAGAGCCACUUCCAUCUGCCCUACCGGUGGCAGGUGUUCUUGUGUGCCACGUGGAUGGACUUCCAGGACAUGGAAAACAUUGAGCAGGCCUAUUGUGAUCCCCAGAUUGAUAUUGUUUUAAUAGGAAAGCAUCAGAUCAAUUUCCAGAAAAUGACUUGUGAUACUUAUCCCAUCCGACGCCUCUCCACUCCUUCAUCUGUUGAAAAGGCAGCUGAUUCUGUCUUCACCACCAAGUGGCUUUGGUACUGGAAGGAUGAAUUUAAUAAAUAUAUUCAGUAUGGGGAUAAGAACACAGCCCAUCCCAGUUCUGACAUCAGUUCCACAUACCUGGAGACUUUCUUCCAGACCUGUCCCAGAGGAGUUCUGCCCUUUCAGGCUGGUUCACAGAACUACGAAUUAAGCUUCCAAGGUAUGAUUCAGACAAACAUAGCUUCCAACACUCAAAGGCAUGUUGUCAGAAGACCAGUAUUCGUUUCUUCAAAGGAUGUGGAGCAGAGGCGAAGAAGUGCAGACCGGCAGCCCGUGAUGGCCCAGGCAGAUGCUCUGACCCUGAGUUCUCUUCCCCAGAGGGAUAUUAGCACCGUUUCUCCUAGCGGAUAUGAGUUUCUAGAACUCAAUAGCCAGGAUGAGGAGUAUGUCACAAUAAGUGAACUCUUUAGAGCAUCCAUGAAACAGUUCAAGAUUACAAAGAUAAAGAGGAUAUGGAACCAAAAGCUCUGGGACGCUUUUGAAAGGAAGAAGCUGAAGAUGAAGAAUAAGUAUGAGAUGCGCCUGUUUCAUGCGACAUGCCGCGUCCACGUGGAUUACAUUUGUAAGAACAACUUCGAGUGGAUUCUUCAUGGCAACCAGGACUGCAAAUAUGGAAAAGGAAAUUACUUUGCAAAAGAAGCCAUUUAUUCCCACAAAAAUUGUUCCUAUGAGGCCAGAAACAUUGCGAUGUUCGUAGCCCGAGUCCUGGUUGGAAAUGUCACUGAAGGGAAUAUGACAUACAGUAGCCCUCCUGCACUCUAUGACAGCUGUGUGGAUACCAGGAUGAAUCCCUCCAUCUUUGUCAUCUUCCAGAAAGAGCAGAUUUACCCAGAAUAUGUGAUUGAGUACAUAGAGUCAGAGAAAGAAAAAGUCUGCGUAAUUAGUUAAUAAUGUUGUAUACUUCGCCAAAACCAUUCUGUUGACAUCUAGGACCAAAUCAUCGCUGCAUAAUAGGCAGGCUUUUGCAUUUUCUUGCUACUACAUUACCUAACAUUGUAAACCAGCAAUUCUCAAACUUUCUGUUCCCAAAUUCACAAUCCCAGGUUGCACCCUCACACGAGCCAGCCAGUGCUUCUUGUUAAAUCUGCCCCCCACCAACUGCAGUGCUUUGGAAAGUUUGUAUUCUCUUGAUGAGACAUUACCAUUCAGGCUGAUUUUCAAAGUGUUUGUAAUUGACUUCCAUCUCUCUCAUCUACUCUUCGAUUUACUGUAGCUUUGUUUUGAUUUUUCGUAAACUAAAUGGAUGUUAGUUUGGAAAUUUUGAGAGAAAUAACAAUUCCUAUUGAAAUAAUGACAUAAGACAUUGCAGCUUUAGGCAGAAAACUUGCUGAGGGAAAAAAAAGUUUAAAAGUGAAAUCUAAGUGCUAUUGAAAGACACAAAUCUAGUAUGUGAUAUCAUACAUUAUCAUGCGAUGAAACUGGUCUGAGGAACACACUUCUCUCUGCUGUUUACCUAGAAGACAGAUUCCAUGGGAUUGACUCCUCGAGUAUAGUUCAGUGUAGUUCAGAAGCAGCAAGCUGCAGUUAACUGUCCGCUUAGGCUCCUGGCAUCCGUGUUCUAAUUAAUAUGAUUGUAGGAGAAGCUUUGUGCAUGUCAAGCUUUUGUGGAAUCAUCUAAAUGUUAGUAAGAUUAAGUACCUAGAAUCAAAAAAGCAGGACCAAUAAACCCAAGUGCUAUUGGCUUCGUUUACAGUGAUAGAAAGGGAUCACCAGAAACCAGGAAAGUCAUCCCUGUUUGAAGGCUGAGCCUUGUAAGGAGGCAAGACUGGUUUGCUGGUGGACAUGAAAGCAGUACAAAGAAAACAGUGUCCCACAUAGUCCUUGUACCUGCUAGGCGUAUCUUUUUGAAAACAUAAUGGAUGUGUUUUGAGAGCAUUUAGGAAGCCCGGACUAAUCUUUUCUUCCAUACUACGAAUCGGGUCUUUCCUUCCAAUUCCCCUUUCUCAACAUCUUACCAAUUGCCACAGAUUCCCAUUACAGUCCUGGUAGACGUUUGUCAUUACUUGGCCUUUGAUUGGAUUUUUACAUCAGUAUAAAAGGCUACCCAGUUGCUUCACUUUGAAGGUCCCCACCAGGAACACUCUAUAGAGUGAGAUUCUUUUCUGGGGUGCUCGCCACAAUGUUUAGUUUUGGGGUUUUUUGUUUUGGUGUUGUUUUGUUGUUGUUUUUGUUUGUUUGUUUUAAUCACUGCUUUCUUUUUUCUUUUUCUCAUAUGGUAGCUCUUAUUUUGGAAUAUUCAUUAUCUGACCUAGACCUUCAUCCUGUAGACAUGCAGUGUACCCAACUUCCCAUUAGGUUAACUUCCAGUUGGAUAUUUACCAGCCGUUUCUGGUCCAACAGGUCCAAAAGGGACCACUUAUUUGCCUCCUUCAGAGGAAUCAAUUCUGAUGUCUUUGUGCACCUCCCCCCCCAAGCCUCCUCCAACCCCAUGAACAGUAUCACUUGUUCCCUGCUGUGCAAGCAGAAAGCUAGAAUUUAUCCCAGGCUCCUCACUUCCCUGGACCGCUUACACAUGCGAGUAAGUCCGUUUUGUCUCCCCCGUACAAGCCUUUCUGGUGUUCUUGCAGCUCUCCGUGCCUUUUGCAUUUCAUUCAGUGGUUCUCAGUGAACUGUGCUGUCAGUUUUAACCCCCUACAAGGCAGUAUCUGUUUUGUUUAGUCUCUAAAGUGCAAUUCAGGUAUAUAUUCUCUAUACAGUUCCAUUAAUUUAAAAUAAUCAAAUAUAAUAUGAGGGAAAGGUCAUAACUUCAGCACAACUUUACAGUACAGAGACAUAAUGGGGUCAUCAGAUGCCUCAUUUACCAUGAACCAGUAUGAGCUUAUAGGAAAGGAAUUGGGGAACAUGAAAAAGCAGGGGCAUGUGUAGACAGAGUAAAAACUAACGAUACAAGGGGGUUUUUUGUUUUUGUUUUUUGCUGAUGUCAGCACUAUCUGUACACGGUAAAAACGAAAUACCUUCAUUGAAAUAAAGAUAGUGCACAAAAUAACUUACAGAUUGUCGAAAUAGAGAGGAUGAAGACAUACCUUCUUACAGACGAACUGUAGGUCAUACACGAAUGUCUAAUGAGACAUUCAAAACUCGAAUAGGGCGCAGAGUAAUUUCUUACUGUGAGGAACUGCCCAAUGUAUUGAAAGAUGCAUAGUUGGCUCUCACAUGCUAAAUGCCAGUGGUGCCCUCUCCUGCCCGCAGUCAUGACAACCACAGACCCUAGUAGACCUGUUCAUCCUUUAAAGGUAGAUCUUUUAUAACAGCCGUUGCCAUCUUGAGAUGAUUUAUAGGUAAUAUAAUCCAUACAUAUGAGUUUAUUAAAACCUAACUUAGGGCCCUAUUUGUGUUAUAAUGGAAACAUAAUGAAUGUGGAAUGAACACAAACUGGAUUUCAGUAUGUAAGUAAGUGCUCAGGCUUGAUUAUGCUGUAAGCUGUGAAACAAACAGAUGUUAACUCUUACUGUGAAUAGGUUUGGCUGAAGAGUCCAGCAGGGGCAACUUCCUGAACUGAAUGAAGUACAGGAAAUGAACGCUUGAAGGGAUGUGUGACAGAAUGCAGGCAGCAUUAGGGUACACCAUAGCUAAGUGCCUUAUCUGUCUGUGGUAAAGAAAGGGCGGAAUCACUUUAAGUGAAAUGAUUAUAAGACAGGACAAAUUACGAUUUGACUCAGAGGGAACCAAGUAUUCUCUCUCAGACAAGCUGUAGGUCCUGUGUAAAUGUCCAGGAGGACAUUAGACAGUCGCAAAGGUGCAGAGCAGUUUGUGUGUGGGACUGGCCUGUCCACACACAGCAGGACACUUGUUCUGCCUCAGGCUGCAUCUACUGAGUGCCGGUUAUAACCUUCAGACACAAAACCAACAACCGUCACUCCCUAAUAUCCUACAGUGAGCACCACUGAUCUAGGCAAGGGAAGCUAUUGCCACUCUGUUUUACUAUAGAAUAAGCCAGAUCUUUGCCUCUCAAGCCCCCAGUUUUUAAAAAUGCUUUGUGCCUUGAUUUUGUCCAUCUUUAUCAUCUUUGCUCAAUAAAAAGAAAAAAGCAA
Molecule: messenger RNA, 6387 nt
Organism: Psammomys obesus (fat sand rat)
Lineage: Eukaryota; Metazoa; Chordata; Mammalia; Rodentia; Muridae
Gene: Zc3hav1
Product: zinc finger CCCH-type containing, antiviral 1
Exons: 13
Coding region: 314-3244 (976 amino acids)
Molecular function (GO): metal ion binding; NAD+ poly-ADP-ribosyltransferase activity
Source: RefSeq, a predicted model, not a curated record